GAAAAAUCAAAAAUUCAUCAUAAAUUUUUCAACCCUUAUUUUCGUUUUUGCUCCUUUUUCCUAGAAGAUCCAUUAUAUUUCAAGUCAUUUAAUUUCAUUAAACUAACGUUUAAACACUUUGUUGACCAAGGGUCGCCCGUUUUUUUUUUUUCCACACUUUUUAUUAGCGGUUGUCUUCGAUUUCAUAACUAGCAUAUCUAUAUUUAACUUAAUUUUUUCGGUUUUUUAAGACUAACUUUUCCAUACAUGUCUACUGCUUCUUCCAAUCCGACACUGUCCGGCUCCUCUUCGAGCCAUCCUAAUAGUAGUGGUGCCACUGGACCUAAUCGUUUUCGUGGUGAUGUUCCUUCUUUCAGUCCAAGUGGUCAAGCAACACCAUCUCCAAGAAUAAAUCAACAGCCUAUGCAUAUGGCCCAAGCUUACAUGCAAUCAUUCUAUCCUCCUCCAAAUGCUCCUGCUCCUAACCCUUUUGUCUAUAGUAAUUUAGGUUAUUAUACUAUGGUGCCCCAAGCUCAAUUUGAUUAUAGUUUAUAUCAGCAAUAUCCUUAUUAUCCAGUUCCAACUAAUCAGUUCAAUCCUCAACAACAGUUCAUACCAAACCAUCAUGUAAAUGGCUAUAAUAAUAAUAUGAAUCAUAGACCUAAAUUAAAUCAUAAACAUAAAAAUGGCAUGGUCAAUGGUAAUAAUAACAAAUCUCCAAGAUUUGCAAACCAAAAUUAUCAGCCACCACAAUUACAUCCAUCUCAUCAAUAUAGCCCUCAAAUGAAUCAACUACCGGUACCACAAUCACCAUAUUCUUCCCACCCUCCUCCACCUCUUCCUCAACAUCAAUAUUCUCCUACUCCAUCAUCAGGUUAUUCAUCUCCAAAAACUGAUACUGCUAGUAUCAAGUCUAAUAAUAAUAACCAUGUUAGUAGGAGUGUCAAAUCUACAAACCAAAUUAUUGAACAACCUACCAAAUCUAAUAUUAAAAAGGCUCCAUUAUUUUUCAAUUCAAAUUUGAAUGAUUUCAAAGAAAGUCAAAAUAAAAUUUUCGAUGAAAGAAUAGAAUCAUUUAAAUCGAAAAAUGAAAAACUCAAAGCAUUCUCUAAAGAACAUGAAAGUGAUUAUAAUAUUCUUAUUCAUAAUAUUCAUACAAAAAUUAUAGAUCAUAAUUCCGAUUCUGAAUCAUUCAAAAACACUCCUUUGAUUUUUAAUAAUAAAGAUACUUCAAAAUCAUCUGGUCAUUUGAAUAAAUCCAUCUCCGACGCAUCCAAUAAACCUAUGACCACCAAUUGGGCAUCAGUUUUACAAAGUAGUGCCCCUAAAAAAACUACUUCUAAUACUAAACCUAAAUCCAUUUCUGGAGCCAGCCAUCAACGACAAUCAUCAAUUGAUCAUGUUUCGAGCUCGGCCACUCCAACAAGAACAAUUGAUAAUGAAUCCGCUCAGCCAUUGGGAAUCUUAAUUUUAAAAAUAAUGUUUGAUCCAGUUUAUGCAAAUCUCAAUAAUUAUUCAGCUUUUAAAGUUAAACCAAGAGGUUUAACCAAUACUGGGAAUAUUUGUUAUAUGAAUGCUGUUUUACAAGUGUUAUUAUAUUGCGAACCAUUGAAUAAGAUUUUGAAAUUAAUUGAUGAAAAAGCCAUUGGAUCAUUAAAUCAAAAUUCUUCGACUCCAUUAUUAGAUUUGACUUUAAAAUUCUUCAAAGAUUUCCUUAGUGAUGAUAAAUCUAGCAGCGGAAGUAAGUCAUUAUCACCUGAAGGUUUUUAUAUGUCUUUGAUUACUCAUGAUAAAUUUCAGCAUUUAAAAUGGGGCCAACAAGAAGACGCAGAAGAAUUUUUGGGUUACUUUUUAGAUGGAUUACACGAAGAAUUUGUUUCAUCAAUUAAUUCUUUGACUACUUCUCAGAUUGAUUCAUUUAUUAAUAAUUAUCAAUCGAUUAUUACUGAUGGAUUAGCAUACAAUGAGUUCAAAGCACAUGUUAAAAAUGCAAUCAAAAUUAUUAAGAAAUCUAAUACUGAAAAACAUGCUGAUUCAAAUAAAGAAAUCAAAGAAGAAAUCAGUGAUGAUGAAAAUGAUGAUGGUUGGUCAGAAGUAGGAACAGGUAAUAAAAAAAUUAGUGCCAAAAGAACUGUUGAAAUUGAACCAUCUCCAAUUUCAAAUAUCUUUGGAGGUCAAUUUAGAAGUGUUUUAAGUAUACCAAAAAGUAAAGAAAGUCAAUCAAUUACUUUGGAUCCAUUUCAAUGUGUUCAAUUAGACAUAUCUGAUUCUAAUAUUAAUACUGUUGAAGAAGCAUUCUUAAAAUUGAAUGAACCAGAAAGUAUUCCUUAUAAAUCAUCUCAUAAUAAAGAAGUAAUUGCAAGAAAACAAACUUUCUUUGACCAAAUGCCUCAAGUUUUAAUCAUCCAUUUAAAGAGAUUUUCAUAUCAACAAGAAACUAAAGAGAACAAGGACGAAACUAAAUCUUUAGGAGGAUUUGGGAGUAUUGAAAAAUUACGUAAGAAAAUCACUUACGCUCAUAAUUUAAGUAUUCCUCAAGAAUGUUAUUCUUCAAUUAUACAAAAAUCCAAUCCAGAUAACGUUGGAAAACAUUAUAAAUUAACCGGUGUUAUUUACCAUCAUGGUACUGGUACCGAUGGAGGACAUUAUACGUGUGAUGUACUUCGUAAAUCGUCGAUUUUCGAUAGUUCCGAUGAGUCUGGUGGUAAGGUUAAUGAUAACGAAUGGAUUAGAAUUGAUGAUACUUCCAUUUCCUACUUGGAUAAAAACGAUGUCUUAGAUGGCGGAGUUGAAGAAUCCACCAAGACUGCUUACAUUUUGGUCUACCAAAAGCUAUAAGGAUUAGUAAGACGUACAUAAAAGAAAAUUAAGCAAAAACCAUCCAAAAAAAAAUAGAAAAUUAC
Messenger RNA from Hyphopichia burtonii NRRL Y-1933, 2882 nucleotides. Its product is annotated as mRNA-binding ubiquitin-specific protease. The record is from RefSeq and is a predicted model, not a curated record. Gene Ontology annotation, molecular function: cysteine-type endopeptidase activity; cysteine-type deubiquitinase activity. Gene Ontology annotation, cellular component: cytosol; nucleus. Gene Ontology annotation, biological process: protein deubiquitination. The transcript has 2 exons. NCBI's taxonomy places the organism in Eukaryota, Fungi, Ascomycota, Pichiomycetes, Serinales, Debaryomycetaceae. Bases 247 to 2817 code for a protein of 856 amino acids.